Austrofundulus limnaeus is the source of this 1669-nucleotide messenger RNA. Its product is annotated as STAM-binding protein-like A. Gene Ontology annotation, cellular component: endosome; cleavage furrow. The transcript has 10 exons. Bases 165 to 1457 code for a protein of 430 amino acids. The record is from RefSeq and is a predicted model, not a curated record. Gene Ontology annotation, biological process: protein K63-linked deubiquitination. Gene Ontology annotation, molecular function: protein binding; metal-dependent deubiquitinase activity; K63-linked deubiquitinase activity. Lineage: Eukaryota; Metazoa; Chordata; Actinopteri; Cyprinodontiformes; Rivulidae.
GUUGAUUUGAUUGCGGAAGUGAGCGGAUGUUGUUGUGUUUGUAGCUUUAGCGAUCUUCCUUUAAGACUCUGUUCAUCAAUGGGCUGCGCGUUUUAACGUAUGUAGGCUUUUGGGGGGAGCUUCAUUUUCUCAACUUGACCAGUCCGUCAGGUUGAUCCGCUGCGAUGGCCGAUCACGCCGACGUCAGCCUGCCCCCAGAGGAGCGGGUCCGCGCUCUGACCAAGAAGGGCAGCUCGGUGGAGGUGAACGACGACGUGCCGCCGCGGCGCUACUUCCGCUCGGGCAUGGAGAUGAUCCGCAUGGCGAACAUCUACACGGAGGAGGGCAACAUCGAGCACGCCUUCGUUCUUUACAACAAAUACAUCACGCUCUUUAUUGAAAAACUUCCAAAGCAUCGGGACUACAAGACUGCAAACAUUCCUGAGAAGAAGGACACAAUAAAGAAACUCAAAGAUGUUGCAUUUCCUCAAGCAGAGAUUCUCAAAAAAGCUCUUUUGAAGAGAUUUGAACAGGAAUACGCAGACUAUCUCGUCAAAAAGAAAGUGGAGGAGGAGGCCUCGGCGCUGGAGCGGUCCAGGCGCCGCGCUCUGGACGCGGAGCGGGAGCGCGUGGCGGAGAUGCAGCGGCGGCAGCGGGAGCAGGAGCAGUUCAGUGCCUUCGAGGAGAUGAUCCGCCGCCAGGAGCUGGAGAAGGAGAGGCAGCGGGUUCUCCUGGAGUUCGCCACGCCCUCCGCCCCCGCCCCGGACACGCCCCUCCUCCCGGGCAUCCAGGGCCCGCCGCUGGUGUCCCCCUCCCCGCCGCAGAGCCCGGGGGACGUGUCCGGCAGCAACAACCACCAGCAGUCUCGGCCCUCUGGGAACACCGCCCCCCCGACUUUUGACCGCUCGCUCAAACCGGGCUCUCUGGUCAGCCCCGGGAACAACAAUUCGAUGGUGGACGCCCUGCGGCAGCUGGCUGUUCCUGUCGAGCUGUGCCGAAGCUUUCUGCGGCUGGCCGAGGCCAACACCAGCAGAGCCAUAGAAACCUGCGGCAUCCUAUGUGGAAAGCUGACCAGGAACGCGUUCACCGUGACCCACGUCAUCGUCCCGAAGCAGUGCGGCGGGCCGGACUACUGCGACACUGAAAAUGAAGAGGAGCUCUUCCUCAUCCAGGACCAGUACGACCUCAUCACUCUGGGAUGGAUCCACACCCACCCCACUCAGACGGCCUUCCUGUCCAGCGUGGACCUCCACACCCACUGCUCCUACCAGAUCAUGCUGCCCGAGGCCAUCGCCAUCGUCUGCUCGCCCAAGUUUAACGAGAUCGGUUACUUCAGGCUAACGGACCGAGGAUCAGAGGAGAUCUCCACGUGUAAACAGAAAGGCUUCCACCCUCACAGCAAAGACCCGCCUCUGUUCACGCACGCGGGACACGUGAUCAUCACGGAGGGCUCGGUGUGCGUGAUGGACCUGCGGUGAUCCGGCUCACCGACACACUCACAGACUCUUUUAUCAAAAUGAAGAUGUUUUAUUGAAAACAGGAACACUCGUUUUUUUUUCUUUAUUUUAUUUUUCCCCUUUUCAGGACGGUUCUGAGACAAACUGGCCGCGAGUUUACCAUUUGUUCUGAAGGACAACCUUUUAUUUUAUUUUAUUUUAUUUUAUUUUAUUUUAUUUUAUUUUAUUUUAUU